This is a messenger RNA of Elaeis guineensis (African oil palm), 2254 nucleotides long. Its product is annotated as lysine-specific histone demethylase 1 homolog 1. The record is from RefSeq and is a predicted model, not a curated record. Gene Ontology annotation, cellular component: nucleus. Gene Ontology annotation, molecular function: protein binding; oxidoreductase activity. NCBI's taxonomy places the organism in Eukaryota, Viridiplantae, Streptophyta, Magnoliopsida, Arecales, Arecaceae.
UACAUCAACUUCGGCCUCGCCCCCGCCGUCCUCUCCGCUGCCCCUCGCCGCCCCCCCUCCUCCCCCGCCACCGUCGUCGUCGUCGGCGCUGGCCUCGCGGGCCUUGCCGCCGCCCGCCAGCUCCUCGCCCAAGGAUUCAAGGUCGCCAUCCUCGAGGGUCGCCACCGCCCCGGUGGCCGCGUCCUCACCCGCAAGAUGCAAUCUCCCGACGGUGCUACCGUCGCCGCCGCCGACCUCGGCGGCAGCGUCCUCACCGGCAUCAAUGGCAACCCCCUCGGCGUCCUCGCCCGCCAGCUUGGCUUCCCCCUCCACAAAGUCCGCGACAAGUGCCCCCUCUACCUCCCUGAUGGCCGCCCUGUGGACCCUGUCGUGGACUCCCGCGUCGAGGCCUCCUUUAACCAGCUCCUCGACAAGGUCUGCAAGCUCCGCCAGGCCAUCACUGACGAGCUCAAGUCCGUCGAUGUCUCCCUUGGCACUGCCCUCGAGGCCUUCCGCCAGGCCUAUGGUGUCGCUAACUCUCUUGAGGAACGGAUGCUGCUGGACUGGCACCUCGCCAACCUUGAGUAUGCCAAUGCCACCCUCCUCUCCAACCUCUCCAUGGCUUUCUGGGACCAGGAUGAUCCCUAUGAAAUGGGCGGUGACCACUGCUUCAUCCCCGGGGGCAAUGCCCACUUUGUUCGGGCCCUUGCUGAGAACCUCCCCAUCUUCUAUGACCAGACCGUGACUCGAAUUCAAUAUGGGAGCGACGGGGUGAUGGUGUAUGCCAACGGGCAGGUCUUUCGGGGUGACAUGGCCCUCUGCACGGUCCCCCUCGGCGUUCUUAAGAAGGACUGCAUUGAAUUUGUCCCCGAGCUCCCACCACAGAAGCAGGAGGCCAUCAAACGAUUGGGUUUUGGGCUGCUGAACAAGGUGGCAAUGCUGUUUCCUUAUGAUUUCUGGAAUGGCGAGAUCGAUACGUUCGGCCACUUGACUGAGGAUUCAAGCGAGCGAGGUGAAUUUUUUCUGUUCUAUAGCUAUUCUUCAGUCUCUGGUGGGCCGCUGCUUGUUGCUCUUGUCGCAGGGGAGUCUGCUAUCAAAUUUGAGACAACUUCGCCGGUGGUGCACGUGGAAAAAGUAUUAGAGGUUCUCAAGAGGAUCUUUGCCCCAAAGGGUAUCGAAGUUCCCAAACCAAUUCAAGUGAUAUGUACUCGAUGGGGGUCGGAUAAGUUUGCUUAUGGUUCCUAUUCUUAUGUUUCUGUUGGGUCUUCUGGUGAUGAUUAUGAUGUGUUAGCUGAGAGUGUGGGUGAUGGAAGGAUCUUUUUUGCUGGAGAGGCAACAAACCGGCGGUAUCCAGCAACAAUGCAUGGAGCUCUCCUUAGUGGGUUCAGAGAGGCUGCUAACAUAGUGAGGGCAGCUAGGAGGAGGUCCAUGGUGCCAGUGAUGGAGAAAACGGAUGCUAAAGAGGAAGUUUUGGAUUUGGAUGACCUGUUCCGAACUCCUGAUCUCUCUUUUGGAAAUUUUUCAGUUCUUUAUGACCCGUGUUCUUCAGGGUCUGACUGUACUUCAUUGGUGCGUGUAGGGAUUGGUGAGAGGAAGUCUGGUUCCGGUUCCCUUUUCCUUUAUGGACUGAUUUCAAGGAAACAUGUGUUGGAAUUGGCUGAGAUUGAUGGUGAUGAGAAGCGAUUGAGUGUGUUGUACCGCAGCUUUGGCACCAAAUUAGUUGGGAGGAAUGGAUUGGGCAUUCUUGGGGAGAAUAUUACAGGGCGUAUAAGAGCUGCAAGAAGAGGUAGUUUGACUACAGGAAUUGUAAAUGGAGUGCAUCAUGCCUAGAAACUUCUUAUAUAUGGCCAGUGCAUUCAUCACCUGAGUUAAAACUGGACCUGGCAGCAAAAAGUUGCUGGUUCAUAUCAUUCCUCGUGGAGGCAUGGGAGAAGAUCAUAAUCUGUAUUCAGCGAAAGAGCGUGGAGACAUUGUCUGGAAGGAACAUCGGGAUGUUGCAUUCAAUUCUUUCUUUCCUUGAAUUAGGUACUUCUAGCUAACCCUGGCAUCAUGAUCUUUAAUAAUUAUAUUUCGCUGAUUGAGUAGGGCCGAGCUGUUUGCUUCGGUGACUUUAGCAUUCUUGUCCAUCAUCUGUUUAGACCUAACUAUCUGCUAAGCCAGAGGCUUUUUUAUGGAUCUAACAAUCGCCAUGAGAUGGGUUACAUUAUUUGUCAUAUUGGGUAUAUAAAGUUUGCAUGAUAAUAGGUAUCUGGAGGCCCUUGCUUUAGCUAACAAA